Messenger RNA from Pecten maximus, 1578 nucleotides. RefSeq lists its product as uncharacterized. The record is from RefSeq and is a predicted model, not a curated record. The transcript has 4 exons. NCBI's taxonomy places the organism in Eukaryota, Metazoa, Mollusca, Bivalvia, Pectinida, Pectinidae. Bases 184 to 1578 code for a protein of 464 amino acids.
GUUGACAUUAACAAAUAUAGAACAAGAUUAAUUCGUAAUUGUUUGUCGCCUCUUUCCUGCGCAUGCUUUGUCGAUAAAUUUCCCAAAAACGGGCUAUGAUUAGAUAUUCAUUAAUGUGAUGAUAUCAAUAACCCUGCAAAGUUUUAAUUCAAUCCAACACCAGACAUCGGAUAAAGAUAUCCAAUGAGACUAGAUGGGGAACGAUUUAUACUAUUUCCGAAACCCAAAACAAACCUGGAUAAAUGUAUGAGGUGGAUAAAAGCAUGCGGCAGACCACACGAACAGCUUAAUGUAGACCGGAUUAACAAACACAAAGCCGUCUGCUCAAAGCACUUUGUUGGAGGAAAUGGACCAACUGCCAUGUACCCUGACCCUAUACAAGCUGAUGGUUCAUCGAGCACGCCUGCCAGACAUAGGCCAAGGAUCAGAGAGACAACUGCAUGGUUGAACAAAAGAAAAAGAAAAAUCCCUCUGGAAGAAAACACCGAAAUUUAUAAUGUGGAACCUGUACAUAAUACAGAAGAAGUCACUGCAUUUUGUGACCAGGCCACACAGACUGAUUCUCAAUGGGUGUCGUCUAUGGAUGUUCUGGUCCUGUCAGCAGAAAUACAUCAACUUCGGUCAACUGUAGAGUCACAGGAAAGAACAAUUGAGGAAUUGAAAAAUCAGCAACAACAGUCAGCAUCUUUUGGAAUCCAGGAAGUUCAAGCCAAGGAGGAUAAAUUCAAUGGACUCGUGAAAUAUUACACUGGAAUUACAUAUUCAUCUUUCAUGGCUCUUUUGAACUUUCUAGUGCCCUCGGGAUCUUGUGUUAAUUAUGAGAAAGGACGUGUUGAUAUCAAAAAAAUAUCAAAUGAGGAUGGACUAUUUUUGACCUUAUGUCGACUCCGUCAUGAUUUCGGAUUGAAGGACCUUGCUAUAAGAUUUGGGCUCACACUACAAUCAACCGGAGUGGUUUUUAAUACAUGGAUAGACCACAUGUACUUCAAGUUGGGACAACUGUCAAUAUGGCCAUAUCGGGACACAAUUAUCGAGAACAUGCCAAUUGAUUACAGAAAAGAUUUCCCAACAUCUCUUGUAAUCAUUGAUGGUACAGAAUUAAAAACACAAACACCAUGUGCACUUGGACUUCAAAGUCAAUUUUAUAGUGACUAUAAAUCAAGUACUACAUUGAAAUGUCUCAUUGGUUGUGACCCUAGUGGAUCAGUGAUAUUUGUUUCAGAACUAUAUUCUGGCUCUAUCUCGGACAAGACAAUAACAGAGGAAAGUGGCUUCUAUAAGACAUUAAAAAACCUCAAAGCUCACGGGUAUUUAAACGAUGGUGAUGCUGUAAUGGCUGACAAAGGCUUUACUAUUGGUGAGGAACUUGGACAGCUAGGGUUAGUUCUCAACAUUCCCCCCUUUGCAAAAUCUGGAAGUCAGAUGUCACCUGCGGAUGUUAAGAAGACCCAGAAAAUUGCCAAAUACCGGAUUCAUAUUGAAAGAGUGAUAUUCAAGAUUAAAAACUUUCGCAUUGUGUCCCAUACCAUACCAGUGACAUUGUUUUCACAAAUAAACAAAAUCUGGUGCGUCUGUUGA